CCUCUUCCCUUGCUGCUCUAUAAUGAAUUCUCUUAUCUUCAGAACUUCUUCCACCAGGCUCACUGCUCUUGCUUCCAUCACCGCCUGCAACUCCCUCAGGCUCCUUAUUCCUUCAUCUUCACCACCUACUGUCACUCUUUCUUCCAACAAAUCUCAAUUUCACAUCGCUCUUUCCUUUAGGGUUUUGAGGAGGAAUGUCCACGCUUCCCGAUGGGUGGCUGUUAGCUCUUCCACUCUCUUCAAACAGUCUGCCGGAUUUGCUGUUGCAUACGACGAAGACUCUUCUUCGUCUUCAGAUGGCCUUGACGUAUCUAAACUUGGGAUUUCUCAACACAUUGUUACUGCUCUAGCCAAGAAGGGUAUAACCAACCUCUUUCCAAUUCAGAGAGCUGUGCUGGAGCCAGCAAUGCAGGGGCGCGAUAUGAUUGGUCGUGCUAGGACGGGGACAGGGAAAACACUUGCUUUUGGUAUUCCUAUCAUGGAUAACAUUAUUCGAUACAAUGAAAAGAAUGGAAAGGGGAGAAACCCGCUAGCCAUUGUCCUGGCUCCUACCAGAGAACUUGCUCGCCAAGUAGAAAAAGAAUUCUAUGAGGCUGCACCAAAUCUGUAUACACUCUGCGUUUAUGGGGGUGUACCCAUCCAGCGUCAGAUGAGCACGCUUGAUCAUGGUGUUGAUGUGAUUGUAGGCACCCCCGGACGGGUGAUUGAUCUGAUUAAGAGGGGUUCUUUGAAGCUAUCGGAAGUCAAGUUUGCUGUUUUAGAUGAAGCUGAUCAGAUGCUCAAUGUGGGUUUUGCAGACGAUGUUGAAACAAUUUUUGAACAUCUGCCACGAGAGCGUCAAAGUAUGAUGUUUUCAGCAACUAUGCCAAGUUGGAUUGUAAAGCUUGUUCGCAAGCAUCUAAAGAAUCCAUUAACUAUUGAUCUUGUUGGUGAUUCUGAUCAGAAACUGGCUGAUGGAAUCACCCUAUAUUCGCUCGAAGCUGAAACGCGUGAUAAACCCUCGGUUAUUGGACCAUUGAUAGCAGAGCAUGCAAAUGGUGGUAAGUGUAUCGUUUUCACCCAAACAAAGCGUGAUGCAGAUCGAUUGUCAUAUGCCAUGCAAAAGCACUUCACUUGUGAAGCUCUGCAUGGGGAUAUCACUCAAAAUCAGAGGGAGAGAACACUCUCAGGCUUUAGAGAUGGCCGCUUCAAUGUUUUAGUAGCCACUGAUGUAGCUGCUCGUGGUCUUGAUGUACCCAAUGUUGAUCUGGUGAUACAUUAUGAGCUACCAAACGACUCAGAAAUUUUUGUUCACCGCUCUGGAAGAACAGGUCGUGCUGGAAAGAAAGGAAAAGCAAUUUUAAUCCAUUCGUCUCAUCAGUUGCGAGAUGUGAAGGGAUACGCACGGGACGUUGGAUGCAAAUUUUUAGAGCUCCCUCGAAUUGCUGUUGAUGCUAGUUCAAGAAUUGAACUGGGUAGUGGCUCUAGCUCUUCGGGUGGUAGAUUUGGUAAAUCAGGAUUUGGAGGAUCCAGUGGGUAUGGUGGUGGUCGUUUUGGUUCAAGUAGUGGCAGAUCAUCUCGAGAUUCUGGUUAUGGUGGAUCCAGUUAUGGUGGAUCAGGUGGUGGAUAUAGAGGAUCUAGCUCUGAUCGUGGUAGUGAUUUUGGCGAGCGAUCAAGUGGGUUUAGCAAGUCAAGCUCAAGCGGGUUUAAAUUUGGUUCAGAUCGAUCAAGUGGUGUGGGAGGCCGUAGAAGUGGAUUUGGUGAUCGUUUUGGGAAGGGUUAAGACAGAUUUUGUUAUUCAUGGAGCAGCAGCCGGUCUUUGAAUUAGAUGGGUGGUGGCUGGUGGUAUUAUAUCGGAAAAGGGCAAGAAUUUUGUUGUUUUUGAGUUAUAUUUUUUGUAAGCAAUUCUUUGAGAUGCUCCUGCUCUCUUGGAUAUCAAAUUUGUUCAUGUAUGCUUUUGUUUUUUGGGACUUGACAGAAAAUGAAUACAAAAUCUUGUAUACA
Cynara cardunculus var. scolymus (artichoke) is the source of this 1983-nucleotide messenger RNA. Its product is annotated as DEAD-box ATP-dependent RNA helicase 53, mitochondrial-like. The transcript is spliced from 8 exons. Lineage: Eukaryota; Viridiplantae; Streptophyta; Magnoliopsida; Asterales; Asteraceae. Bases 23 to 1762 code for a protein of 579 amino acids. The record is from RefSeq and is a predicted model, not a curated record. Gene Ontology annotation, molecular function: nucleic acid binding; ATP binding.